AUGGUCCACCGACAAUCGACGACAAACCAGACGAAACCCUUGACGACUCAGUUUUUUGUGAGUGAGAGGUACCUCAGUGAAAGUCAGCGCAAACGCGAACUCGAAAUAGCAAAAUUGCGACGUCUUGAAAUCGAGCGACAAAAUGAAACAGGUAUCCGCCUAAAAGAAAAAGAAAACGAAUUGGCUCUUGAGACACUUGUUGAGGAGAACAAACGAAAGCUCAAUGAGGCCAAAAUAGUUGAAACAGAGUUAAUGGAUGAUGAUUCGAACAUUGAUACUGACAUCAAUAAAACCGCUCUGCCUUCGAGUAGAACACAUCAAGUUGUCGCUGAAACCCGAACAAAAGAUUGGGUGGACGAAGCACUCGAUACACAUUCGUCGGAACUUGCAUCAACUAUAACCAUUGUUCCCCGACAAGAACCUCAACCUCCGGGCAUCGCCAAUUUGGUUUCUUUGUCUCUACCACCAAGCACGGUUGAUCUAAUAAACGUCCACCUUUUUCCAUCCAGUAGCAACCCAAGCGUUUGCCUACCGUUACAAUCGGUGCUAUCAUCUACCGUUCAUAAUUUGAAGAUUCCUUCUCAACCUCUCCCACCGCCGCCGCCACCACCCCCGCCCCCGUCCUCGCCCCCGCUUCCUUUCAUUCCACGUAUGCCAGCAACAACGGUCCCCACAUUACAUGCUUCUGUCCCAAUUAAUACAACAGUCAAUACGGCAACCCAGCCGGUGAACCUGAUUCUUAUUACUGCUCCACCAGCGAGUAUUAAUAACUCAACUCGUGUUUCAACAAAUCAACCAUCCUUCAACCAUCCACAUCCAGUUCGCUAUAUACCCAAUAUGAAUACUUGGAGAAUGGCACCUCCAACCACCGCGCCAUUUAUCGCAUCAGAUUCUACAGUACCCCAGGCGUUAAAUAGUGCUGUCACACCAAUAGUGCAACCACCACUUUCACAAUACCCGUGCACUGUUGGAGGGACAGUGUUUUACAAUAACCAAGCGCAAGUGUCAACACAGUAG
Symsagittifera roscoffensis is the source of this 1017-nucleotide messenger RNA. Its product is annotated as actin-binding protein WASF1-like. Bases 1 to 1017 code for a protein of 338 amino acids. The record is from RefSeq and is a predicted model, not a curated record. The transcript has 2 exons. Lineage: Eukaryota; Metazoa; Xenacoelomorpha; Acoela; Convolutidae.